AUGGUCAAGCCAAGCGACCUCUACACCGCAAUGGCGGCCACCAUCAACACCUUCUUCGCCGACUACAACCGGGCGCCAGACGACGGGCCCUCGAUGCUCUCCAACACGCUCACGCCGGACUGCCGGCGCUACCUGCGCCCCUACACCUUCACCGACGCGCUCGGGUUCCCGCGGGAUUUCUACUUCAACAACACGGCGUACGAGACCGGGAUAGCCAGCGAGCUGACCGUCACGCAGACGGCCAACUGGACCGUGCUCUUCACGUCGAUCGACGUGCAUGCCCUCAAGGCGUCUGCGUUCUCGGAGUACCGGGUCAGCCUGUGCGGGACGGACGAGUACCUGAUUGAGGCGUCGUGGUUCUGGGACUUAACGGAGGAUGGGACCAAGAUUCGGAAUAUUAUUGAGGUGCUUGAGCCGAUCACUACCCUCAACUAUUCCGCUAAGGCUGUGGAGAUAGCAGCGACGGGGGAGACUUGUUAG
This is a messenger RNA of Diaporthe batatas, 480 nucleotides long. RefSeq lists its product as uncharacterized. Lineage: Eukaryota; Fungi; Ascomycota; Sordariomycetes; Diaporthales; Diaporthaceae. Bases 1 to 480 code for a protein of 159 amino acids. The record is from RefSeq and is a predicted model, not a curated record. The transcript has a single exon.